CUGUAUUACAAAAUGGGGGACCCAAACUCCCGGAAGAAACAAGCUCUGAACAGACUUCGUGCUCAGCUUAAAAAGAAAAAAGAAUCUCUAGCUGACCAGUUUGAUUUCAAGAUGUAUAUUGCCUUUGUAUUCAAAGACAAGAGGAAAAAGUCAGCGCUCUUUGAAGUGUCUGAAGUGAUACCAGUCAUGACCAAUAAUUAUGAAGAAAAUAUCCUGAAAGGUGUGCGGGAUUCCAGCUAUUCCUUGGAAAGUUCCAUAGAGCUUCUACAAAAGGAUGUAGUACAGCUGCAUGCACCCCGCUAUCAGUCUAUGCGCAGGGAUGUGAUUGGCUGUACACAGGAGAUGGACUUCAUACUUUGGCCUCGGAAUGAUAUUGAGAAGAUAGUUUGUCUUCUUUUUUCUAGGUGGAAGGGAUCUGAUGAUGAGCCCUUUAGGCCUGUUCAGGCCAGGUUUGAAUUUCAUCAUGGGGACUACGAAAAACAGUUUCUGCAUGUACUGAGCCGAAAGGACAAGACUGGAAUUGUUAUCAACAACCCUAACCAGUCAGUGUUUCUCUUCAUUGACAGACAGCACUUGCAGACUCCAAAAAACAAAGCUACAAUCUUCAAGUUAUGCAGCAUCUGCCUGUAUCUGCCACAGGAGCAGCUCACCCACUGGGCGGUUGGUACCAUAGAGGAUCACCUCCGUCCUUACAUGCCAGAAUAGGGUACUGGCCAGCAAAAUGGGAAAGAUCACAGAAUGCAGUUUUCACCUUUCUCGCCAUUUGUUAUUUCGGAAUAGAAGAAAAUGGACACAUGUUCAGAACACUAUCCAUCGUGGAACUUGAUCAUCCUGGAUUAUUUUCUUUUAUCAUUUGUAUCUCAGAACUUUAAAUUUUUUUUUAGAUGUUUUCUGCAUGGACUUUGUGAAAGAGAAUGCUCUGCAUAUUUCUGCAUUGCAUGGGCAUCCUACCAAAAUGUGAAAUGAAGGGACUGUUAUACACUGAAAGGAAUGUAUCUGAGAGCACAAAGUGAUCAUUUAUGGUGGUGUUCCCAUUUGUGCUGGCCACGUCCCCCAGUAUCAGUAUUCAUAGGGUGAGAAGUGAACAUAAUGGUGCAAAGGCCUUAUAAGCUUUGCUGUUAACAUGAUUGUCUCAGAGCUCUGUCAGAUUCAUUCUGAUAAUAGUUCUAUGGCUGUUGCAGUAGAAGGCUAAACAUGGGAGAGAAAUCUUACAAAGAAAAAAAGCAUCUCAUUUGGUAUAGGCAUUAACUGCCUCUUUUAUUUUGCUUGGCCAUGUUUGCAUUUACUGGCAUUCUCAUUUUGGAUCUCUUUCCCCAGUUUGCUGUUAUAACUAAAUGUAGAGUGUUCUGUUGAGUUGAAUACAUUUUUACAGACCUGGAGUCUGAAGUAGCCUAAAGCAGCUAAAUUUAAAAAUAGCAGCUGCAGAAACUCUGUUGGCAGAGGAUUUUUUUUCCUGAGAGUUGACUUGUAAACUUGCUGGUGAACUGUGUAGGAAAUUCUGGUUUCCAAAACAUUUCUUACGGAAAACCCUCUGAGGUUCUUGGGGUGGGGGUGGGGUGGAGUAAAAUACUCGAAAGCAGUUGUGGAUUUAAUUGUAAAAUAUUAUUUGGAGUGUCAAAAUUGGUUUUGACAACAUUUUGUUAAAGAUUGUGCAAUGAACAUAAGGAAGACUACUGCAUAGUUUUGGCAAAGAAUGCUUUGCUUAAGGAUUGAGUAAUUUACUGAAGUAAAUCUGUAUAAGCCUAUUCCCUUUGGGUAAAACUAGUGCUUAUCUGUUUAAAAAAAAUCUGUAUUUAGCUUUUAUUUGAAAUUGGGAAAAAUUGGAAAUAAACAAAUUAGGUGAACAGCGACUGCAAUGCUUAUUUAUAAAGAUCAUUUUGCUUAGAAUGCUUAUUUCAUUCUUCAAACAGAAAGUGGUUUGCAGUAAUGUCAAAAUAAGAGAGAAAAUGCAUAAUAUAAACCACUGAUUGAAAUAUAAAAGCUAUGAUUUUAUUCUGUUUCUUUUAACUGCACACUGUCAGUCAUGUAAGUAACAACAUGUUUACAUUUAUUUAUGUGGACGUGCAUAGUGACAGUAGCUAUUCAAAAUACAAUGCCUGUCAUAAAACACAUUAGAUGUAUUGCACCAGAGAGUCUUAGCAGGAAGAUUCAAGAAUUGGUUUAAUUAGCACCUACAACUGCUAAUUUGAGUAAAUUGGGCUGUAUGAGGGAAGUAUAAGUGUAGUGGAACAACCUAUAUAAAGUUAGUGCUGUGUUUAUUUCAUUCAAACCUUGUGCUGAAGAAAUGGGGAGUUAUGAUGUGGUCAAUCCUGAUUCCAGUUACUCAGAGUUUGACUGUUAUGGUUCAUUUAACAUCGCAUUGUACGUCUUGAAAGCAAUUGAAGAUCCUGCCCUUUCUGAGUACGUGUGUUCUCUUUAAUGGUCCCGUUCAUAAUUACAAGUUAUUCUUUCCACUACAACCCAUGUCACCAAAGUGAACCAGGGUAUGAAGCAGUAUUUUGUUGCAAUUAUGGUACAGCUAGCUAGACACUCCUAAUUCACAAGAUGGUAAGUAACAAACUAAAGACUGGCUGCAUAUGGAUGAGCUGUCAUUCUGAAGCAUCUUAGUCAUCUUUGUCAACAUGUGAAGUGGCAGAUGAUUCUACCACCCCUCAAAUGCAAAGGUACAAU
Gekko japonicus is the source of this 2670-nucleotide messenger RNA. RefSeq names its product chromosome unknown open reading frame, human C6orf62. NCBI's taxonomy places the organism in Eukaryota, Metazoa, Chordata, Lepidosauria, Squamata, Gekkonidae. The record is from RefSeq and is a predicted model, not a curated record. The coding region runs from base 13 to 705 and encodes 230 amino acids. The transcript has 5 exons.